Molecule: messenger RNA, 4453 nt
Organism: Petromyzon marinus (sea lamprey)
Lineage: Eukaryota; Metazoa; Chordata; Hyperoartia; Petromyzontiformes; Petromyzontidae
Gene: TXNRD3
Product: thioredoxin reductase 3
Biological process (GO): cellular response to oxidative stress; glutathione metabolic process; cell redox homeostasis
Cellular component (GO): cytosol; mitochondrion
Molecular function (GO): glutathione-disulfide reductase (NADPH) activity; flavin adenine dinucleotide binding; thioredoxin-disulfide reductase (NADPH) activity
Source: RefSeq, a predicted model, not a curated record
ACGGACGUUGGACGCCCGCAAGGCGUUUUAAGAAUCGUGAGUUUGGUCAGAGUGUCACGUGCUCGCUGACGCGCGCGAGGCUUCCUAGGCGAGAGCGGCGCGGGGUUCCCGCCAGUGGCGCGAGGCGGAGACCCCAGUGCAUCCGGGCCCCUGUCACCAGCGACAACACAACAGGGCUCGCUGAUCCUGAGUAGGACCCACCAGGACCUACAGACGCCUUUACAGGGGAGCCACAGGGGAGCCAUGCCCCCCACGGGAGAGGCACGGGAGGCGGCCCGAACGCGGGUCCAAGGUCUUGUGGAGCGAGUCCCAGUGGUCUUGUUCAGCAAGAGCUUCUGUCCGUUCUGCGAAAAGGUGAAGGGGCUCUUCACAGAACUGAAGGUCUCUUACGAAGCCCUGGAGCUGGACCUGAUAGACGAUGGGCCUCUCAUCCAGGAGGUUCUGCUGGAGAUGACGGGACAGAAAACAGUGCCCAACGUGUUUGUCAACAAGACUCACGUGGGAGGCUGUGACAAGACGAUCGAGGCGUACCAGAGCGGGCGACUACAGCAACUGCUGGCGGCCUCCACAGCCCCCUCACCCGCACCACCGGUGGAGGACACGGACGCAGUGCGCCACUCCUACGAAUACGACCUCAUUGUCAUCGGGGGGGGCUCCGGGGGGCUCGCUGCCUCCAAGGAGGCGGCCAAGCUCGGCAAGAAGGUGAUGGUGCUGGACUUUGUACAGCCGACCCCGCUGGGCACGUCAUGGGGCCUGGGUGGCACGUGCGUGAACGUGGGCUGCAUCCCGAAGAAGCUGAUGCACCAGGCGGCUUUGCUGGGCCACGCGCUCUCCGACUCGCGCAAGUUUGGCUGGGAGUACGACCAGCAAGUGACUCACAACUGGAGCACCAUGAAGGAAGCCAUCCAGAACUACAUUGGCUCACUCAACUGGGGCUACCGCGUGGCACUGCGCGACCAUGCCGUGAGCUACGUCAACGCAUUCGGAACCUUCACCGACGCCCACGCUAUCAAGGCCACCAACAAGCGGGGCAAGGAAACCCAGCACACAGCCGAGACAUUCAUCCUCGCCAUGGGGGAACGACCGCGGUACCUGGGCAUACCAGGAGACAAGGAGUUUUGCAUCACCAGCGACGACCUCUUCUCGCUACCGUACUGCCCUGGCAAGACACUGGUGGUGGGCGCCAGCUACGUGGCGCUGGAGUGCGCCGGCUUUUUGGCGGGGCUGGGGCUGGACGUGACUGUGAUGGUGCGCUCCAUCCUGCUGCGAGGAUUUGAUCAGCAGAUGGCCGAAUUGGCCGGAGACUACAUGGAGAAACACGGGGUCAAGUUCAUCCGCCAGUUCGUGCCCACCAAGGUUGAGCAGCUCGAGGCCGGCACCCCCGGCCGCCUCAAGGUCCAUGCUAAGGCUACGGAAGGCUCGGAGCUGUACGAGGGCGAGUUCAACACGGUGCUGAUCGCCGUGGGGAGAGACGCCUGCACGUCCAACAUCGGGCUGGACGUGGUUGGAGUGAAGGUGGAUGAGAGGACGGGCAAGGUGCCGGUGAACGACGUGGAGCAGACGAACGUGCCGCACGUUUACGCAAUCGGCGACAUCCUGCAGGGCAAGCUGGAGCUCACGCCCAUCGCCAUCCAGGCCGGCCGACUGCUGGCCCAGCGGCUCUACGGGGGCGGCACCACCAAGUGUGACUACGUGAACGUGUGUACCACCGUGUUCACGCCCCUCGAGUACGGCUGCUGCGGCCUCUCGGAGGAGAAGGCCAUCGAAUUGCUGGGAGGCGACAACAUCGAGGUCUUUCACAGCAACUUCUGGCCGCUGGAGUGGACUGUGGCCGGUGGUGAUAACAACAGCUGCUACGCCAAGAUCCUCUGUAACAAGGCUGACAAGGAUCGAGUGGUGGGGUUCCACGUGCUCGGCCCCAACGCCGGUGAGAUAACCCAGGGCUUCGGUGUUGCCAUGAAGUGCGGCCUCACAAAGGCCCAGCUGGACGACACCAUCGGCAUCCACCCGACCUGCGCUGAGAUCUUCACCAUGCUCGCGGUGACCAAGCGCUCGGGGGCCGACAUUAAGCAGACCGGCUGCUGAGGUUAAGCCCGGCUGUCGUUACUGCUGCCCGGGCCCCUGCUCCACCACCGCAAGGCCACGCCGAAAGAAAUCCACGGAAGCACGAGAGCUUGUUAAGUAAUUUACGAGCUCUGCAGCCGUUGCCGUGUGCCUGUGCAUAGUCACAACCUCGGCGGCGUUUCCUUUCAUGAAAAAUUAGCUUCCGUGGAUUUCUAUUCGUCGUGCAAGCCACAUUGUGGCCUCUGCUUUGCGAUCCGAUCCGAUUCCAUUUCCCGGCACUGUAGUGAAAUGCACCACUGCUCUGUAAAACGUUGCUGCAGAUAAGUUUAUUUAGUUUAACCAGGUGAGAACUCAAGAGACCAGGAUAGGAAUCUUAUUCGCAAGAGUGACCUGGGUAACCAAAGUAAAUGAAAGCAAUAGCGAAAAAUGGAAUACAACGACGAAGGAAAUAGAUAUUGGGGCAAAAGCAAUAACGGGUUCCACACAAAUGUAUGGAAGGAAGGAGAUCAUGAGGGUUGGGAUUAGAGUUGAGGUUCAGGAUAGAGUUAGGGAUAGUGUUGUGUAAGUUUAUAGUUGGAGUACAGGAUAGAGUUGGGAUAGUUUUGAGUAUAAGGUUAGAAUUGGGGUACAGGAUAGAGUUGGGAUAGUUUGUGCCUAUUGGCAGCAGCUGUAUUUCUCAGAGCAGUGGGUGUUUUGCACCACAGCUCCCCAUUCCCUCUUGCUGCGUGAUAAGCGCCCCCUAGUUGGAUGGUGCCGCGUGGUAAGAGGGGAGGGGAUAGGGAGAAGGAUUGGGGAGGUAAUGGAGCAGAGGAGCCCGGGCAUCGGGCGACAGCUGGGUCACCUCGACCUCUCACCCCUGACCUGCGACCUUGAGGGGCGUCGAAAAUGCCCUCCAUGACGCUUUGGCCGUUUAACCUCUGACCUGAGGCCGGCCAGUGCAGAUGAAACUUAGGGAAGCGGGUCCAUCCCACAACCCCCCCCCCCCCACUAUCCCCUCUAUGUCAGAAGAGUUGUACCAUAUUUAUUUUGGUGGUGUGAUGAUGUGGAGGCACCGCAAGUUAACGCCCCCUCUGGCAGGCAGUGCGGCCCUCGGCUGCCUCAUGCGUGUUUGCAUGCGCGCGCCGGAGUCUUUUGUGUGCAGUGAGUGUCGCACUGCGCUACGAACCCGGCCACUCAAGUUCGAUUCCCACUCGCAAGCCAAUAUCAGUGACGAUUAUUUGAACCGGUCCUGCGCCUCCAUAAGGGUGGACUGCUUUAAAUGACUACCUCGUGUGGUGUGUAAAUAUCACCACCGGGGAGACAGAGGUGCCGAGCGUGGUUCUGGCCACACCAGCACCCUGCGUGUCGUGUUGGCCUUCAUGGGUGCUACUCGCUAACUUUCCCCAGACAGCCUGUGUGGGUUAUAUGGGGGAGGGGGGUGGGGUGGUGAGCGAGAUUUGUGUGAUGAGCAAUUAAUGUGAUGAACACGGGCGGGCUCUGUCCCACCUCCCUGUGUGUGUCCCGUGUUGCUGGAGUCACCACAAUGCUCCAUCAACCGUCCGAUCUCAUAUCGGUGACUCCAUGUCCCUCUUGUGCCACGUGUCUGCUGUCCCAGGUUCCCCUCUCGUGAAUCUCUGUUUCCAUGUCUCCGCACUAUGCUCCCCUUGUCUCUGUGCAGUGUCUACUCCCCACGUGUGUCUAUCUGCCGUCUCCAUCUCCUCUCUGUACUCCCUCAAUUUGAUCUCCUCCAUCGCAUCUCCCUUCGCCCACCGCUAAAAUGACUGUGACCUCAUCCAUCACUAUCUCUUGUUUGGUUCACAAAUACACGACCAGUGAAGUGAGCGUGGUUUUAUUUAGCCGAACCAUGAAGGAGCCUGUGGAUGCGAGUGGCGGUGCUGUGUGACUCGCGUGUGUGCGUGCGUGCGUGUGUGCGUGCGUGCGUGUGCGCGUGCGUACGCCAAUGCCCGACGUGCACACGUGUGGCACCGCAGUGAAAAAUAUCGCAGCAGCCAAUCGGAGUCUAUUACCGGUUUUGGCUGUUCGUGGUGCAUGAUGGUGGGUGGGUGAUGGAUUUCUGCGCGACGUGAGCAUGCGAGUGAACGAAAGAGCGGAUUGCUUGAUGUUGGGGAUUGGUAUAGGGUUUGGGCAGAGCAUAAUUUCAUCCACGUCCAGUACACCUCUCGCUAUGGUUGUGGCUACUACUAAUUGGUGAGAAAUUAAUCCCCGGUGGGAAUAGGGUCGGGCACAUCACAGGAUUGCGAGAUGGCGGUGGCUUUGGGAGGCAUCCAUCCAGCAAUUGGGAGUGACCAUGGCUCAUGAUGAUGCUGGGUUUAUUGUAUCGGUGUUUCUCGCGUUAAACCGCCGUCUGUACCUGAUGUGAACAGAGACAAAAUAAAGAGCGAGUGAAGAA